Cyprinodon tularosa is the source of this 1495-nucleotide messenger RNA. RefSeq lists its product as uncharacterized. The coding region runs from base 220 to 1176 and encodes 318 amino acids. Lineage: Eukaryota; Metazoa; Chordata; Actinopteri; Cyprinodontiformes; Cyprinodontidae. The record is from RefSeq and is a predicted model, not a curated record. The transcript is spliced from 7 exons.
CAAAAACAACAACAGCAUCAAAAACCCCAGAGACGCUGAGAUUCCUCUUUGAAGUGGGCCCUGCAUUUUAAGGCAUUCAGCAUGGAAAUUUGAUUAGCUCUCCCUUUUCUGGCCACUAAAGACUGACUUUGUGGUGAGAUUUUAGGCAGAAGCUUGAUCCUAUAAAUAUCUGAGGCAGGAGUAAGCAGAGCAGCACUGAGGAGCACAUUCAGUUGAGUCAUGGAUGUUCUCCAACUUUUCCUUUUUUUCCUGUGUGUGCUUCACCUGACAUUGAGUGGAACACUAAGCAAACACCUCGAUCACAGAAACCUUUUUACACAGCGAGCGUGCUGCAAGAGGCAGAGUCACUUUGUGUACAUCGGGCAAGAUAUUUCAGGGAGUCCUGUCAGCGUAGAUGUAGGAAUGUGCAGAUCACAUUGCGGGAUAACCACUAGAUCAUCGCAAGAAGCAAGACAUCAGGAAUAUUCAAAGCAUUCCUCAAUGCUGGAAUUCCUAAGGAGCAAAAAGAUGAGGACUCGCGGUCCGGCAGCUCCAGAGAUCCCAGAUCACCUGAACCGGCUGCCUUCCUGCGGGGCGGACCAGCUGUGCGAGCCGACCGGGGUGCGCGUGGAGCGGCUGCUGCUGUUCCAGGGGCCCCGGGAGGUGGAGGUGAUCGAGGAGUGUCAGUGUGAGAUCAAACUAAGCCAGUGCAUCAGAGUCCCCGCUUUGAGGACCUACUACUUCCAAACCCCGUACGAGGCGGUUAUAGACGUGGGAGGAUGUUCUCGCUCGAAAGGAGCAGCAGGUGGUUUCUCCUGUGUCCCCACAAAGUUUGACUCAGCGUUACUGGAAACGCCCAACAAAGUGGAUGUGAUCCAGACGGUGGCAGCCUGUGAACUGAAGGAGAGCUGCUACAGGAUCCCCUACAUAGAGUACUACUAUGAAACAGUCCACCAUGCAGAUGGAGUCAGAGAAGAGAGGCUCAAAGAAAUAGAUGUAGGCAGAUGUUUGGGAGGUUGCACAACAGGAAGCCGAUGCCUUCUCAGGAGUCCAUCUGAUGAGGAAAACUGUCUCUUGUGGUCAGAUAGACAGUCCAGCUCCUGUGUUCCUAAGGGGUAUGAGAGCCACAGCUUCAUCAACCCACAUGGACAGAUUCGCACUGUCCUAUCCAUCACCUCCUGCCUUUGUCAAAACUGAACACAGCGCACUCUGGUGGAAGACAACUUCUCUUCCUUUCCUCAUGCAGAUUUACUAAACUUUAUCUGUCAAACCUCUGUUUUUGUUGUUCUUGUUUAAUAUGUAAUAUAUGUAUAAAUGAUAAUUUUGUAAAUAAAAUGUAAAAAAAAAAAAAGCAAGAUCAUAAUGUGUAUGUUGUUCUGCACACUUGGUAUGUAAAAGAUGUUAGAUUGAGUGUGUCUUUGAGUGUAAGUUGGCAUUAGUGUUUUAUAUUUUUUAUUUUAUUUUUCCAGUAAAAAAUGAAACAUGAAUACAUACAAUAAAAAAUUGUGCCUUACAU